AGGAGGGUUGACCAGGGAUAUGUUCUCUUGAUAAGUGCAUGAAUUAGACCAUUUUCCUGUACUGCUAAGCAUUUAAAAUGUAAUUACUUUUGGGUGUCAGGGAAAAUGUAUGGAGUAAAAAGUACAUUAUUUUCUUUAGUAAAAGUUGUUCAAAAUAUAAAUAUUAGAGUAAAGUACCGAUACCCCCAAAAAACCUGGGUGACCCAUGUCCUGUGUGUGGAGGGCUCCCCGCUCUGCUCUGUGCUCGUGGGUCAGAGCGACCCAGGCUCUGUGUUUCCAGGGCUCCCGCUCUGUGCUCUGUGCUCUGCGCUAGUGGGUCAGAGCGACCCUGCCAGCCACUGGCGAGGUGUAUGCCGUUGAGUGUAGUAGAGAGUCUGAGUGUGGCGAGGUUAUGCCUGGCUCCCCGCUCUGCGCUCAGUGCUCGUGGGUCAGAGCGACCCUGCCAGCCACUACACAGGUCCAGACAUGCCCCACUGUGUGCUAGAGAGCAGCCAAGUGUUAUUGUUGUGCUCUGGGCUCACGGGUCAGAGCGACCCUGCCAGCCACUGGUGAGGCGUAUGCCGUUGAGUGUAGUAGAGAGUCAGCGAGUGUGGCGAGGUUGUGCCUGGCUCUCCGCUCUGUGCUCUGCGCUCGUGGGUCAGAGCGACCCAGCCAGCCACUACACAGGUCCAGACAUGCCCCGUUGUGUACUAGAGAGCAGCCAAGUGUUAUUGUUGUGCUCUGUGCUCGUGGGUCAGAGCGACCCAGGCCCUGUGUUUCCAGGGCUCGCGCUCUUUGGUCAGAGCGAACCUGCCAGCCACUGGCGAGGCGUAUGCCGUUGAGUGUAGUAGAGAGUCUGCGAGUGUGGCGAGGUUGUAGGUGGCUCUGCGCUCUGUGCUUCAGAGCAACCCAGCCAGCCACUGCACAGGUCCAUACAUGCUCCGCUGUGUGCUAGAGAGCAGCCAAGUGUUAUUGUUGCUUGGGUGGGGUGGGUCAACUGCACACGGCUACACACAAGGCAUUUUCAGGUCUCGGUCUCCCGCGUAAUCCGGCCGGCCGGCCGUACUAGAGAGGUUACUAAUAUUGUCAGCGGCACACACGCACACCCACACACACAAAGUGACCUGCGCCCCACCCGUGCCAAGUGCGCACUUCCCAGCCACUCAGUGGACCCCAUCAGUGGAGCCGAGCGGCCAUGGCCGUGCGUUUUACGGCCGCGCAGGUUCUAGAACAGAUCUUGUCCAGCGUGGACAGAAGACUACUCAGAUUCCCAGGAGGAAGAGGAAGAGGUUUCGGGAAGACGGGGAGGAAUACAACCCGAGUGCCGCGAGGUCGAAGCUUCUUCUCCCUCUUCUGAGGAAGAGCCCGAGGAAGCACCCGAGGACGAGCACGAGCACGAGGACCAACGCGAGGAAGAGAUCUCCUAGGCCGGACCAAAGGGGUUGCUGUUGAAAAACGGCAAAAUCGAGUGGUCCCCCGUGGCCCAUGGCCUCGGCCGCCACCGCAGGGCCCUCGCGAUCUGCCACGCCGUGCCGGACGAGACUCUGGGCCCCACGGCCUAUGCCGCGACCCGGGCCCGCAACAUCGAGUCAUUUUGACAUACUGCCUAAUUUCCAGGCAGAACAGGGAACUCCAAGGGUAUUUGUGAAGGGUGAGUGCACUUAAAACAAAACAGGAUGUGUGAGUGCACUUAAAACAAAACAGGAUGUAAUAUGCUUUGUAUGGAGUAGAGCUGGCCCCCUGGGAGUUAAUACUCAAUAGCAUUGGGGCAUGUCACUGUGAAAUUAAAACACAAAUAAAUACACACAAACCAAAUAGUUAUGCCACAUACUAGGCUACACAAGCACACUUACCUUUUCAAUUCCAAAAAGCAUACUUUGCACGUGUCUUGAUUUAGAUUAGUUGAAUUCCUUAUCAAUACAUUUGCAUGCAUAUAAUAUCCAUGAUGAUUGAUUAACCUUAUUGAUUAAUUGUUGAUACACUUAGGAGGUAUAUGUAACAAUAUUUAACAGUUAGUAAUAUUGCUUACACAAUUCCACGUGGUCUAUGAGCCAGCUAUAAACCUUGGUUUACGACAUUUGUUUUGUUUUGUUGCAACACUGCCAUCUACCUAGAUUAGCCUACCUGGCUCUUCCUUCGCUAAAGUACUAUCCACAUGGGUGCGCUGUGUUCACAAGAAAGCUGCGGUUGCGUGCCAUAUCCUUUUAGGGAAAUGACAUCAUUUUCGCUUCACUCUGCUGUGUCUAAUGGAAACGCGGUAGAUUGGAACUCGAAAGUCUGAAAAUUUGUAGUCGAGGGAGCUUUGUUCUCCCCAGGUGUCAAGUGGAUUUUGAAACGUGACCCGUCUCGAAUAUAAUCUUCUAUGGCUGCCCCAGCCUUGCAACAGCCCAGUUUUCUUCUGGCCAAUCUGAAAGUUGACUCGACCACCAAACCUUUUCUCCAGCGGUGCCAGGAGCUGGUGAAGGUCAUUGAUGACUACCCUGCAAAGGAGCUGCACCUGAUCUUCCCCUGGCUUGUAGAGAGUGUUUUUGGCAGUCUGGAUGGGGUCAUCAUGGGCUGGAACCUGCAAUUCCUGCAGGCACGCAGCAAUGAGUACAACAUCGUCAUGGACUUUCUCGAUCCUAGUGGGCCAAUGAUGAAGCUUGUGUACAAGCUUCAAGCAGAGGAGUACAAGUAUGAAAUACCUGUCAGCUUUCUCCCUGGUCCUGUAAAGGCAUCUAUACAGGAAGGUGUCCUCCCAGAUUGUCCACUUUUUCACAACAAGCUGCAGUUUCCUCUGUCUGGUCUCCAGACACUCAGCCUGGCGCUCAAUCCAUUUGAAUAUUACAUGUUCAUAUUUGCUUCCAGUCUUAUCACACCAAAGAACUACCCUCUGGGCCAGCAUGUGAGCAGCUUGGACAAUGCGUACUUUGUGCUUGUGGACACCUACCUCAAGUACUUCCUCCCUACAGAGGGCAGCGUUCCUCCCUCUCCAUUCGCUGACAAUAGAGGCUCUGUGUCUCCACCUGCUCCCAGGGCUCCCAGCGUGCCUUUUGCAGGGUAUGGCAUCCACAGCACCAGCCUCCUCAAGCGCCACAUAUCCCAUCAACCCUCGGUCACUGCUGACCCUGCAGCCCAGGAGAUCUGGAGGUCAGAGGCAUUACUACAGGUUUUUGUGGAGAUCUGGCUGCAUCACUACUCCCUGGAGAUGUACCAGAAGCUGCAGUCCCCCCAGGUGAAGCUGGCGCUGCUGCACUAUCGCCUCAGUAUGUCCAGCAUGCCGUGCCAACCCCUGACCCCUCCUGGCUCUGGGACCCUCGACACGUACCAAGUACUUUUACCUUUUCAUCCACUCCCACCGGGCCUGCUGGAGGAGACUUUCACCCCGACAGAGGAGCACGUUCUGGUGGUGCGUCUCCUGGUGAAGCACCUCCAUGCCUUUUCCUGCAGCCUGAAGCCUGAGCAGGUCUGCUCCUCGCCCUCGGCCCACUCCCACGCCAGCCCCCUGGAAGAGUUCAAGAGGGUGGUGGUGCAGCGUUUUGUCCAGCAGAAGCUCUAUGUGUUCCUCCAGCACUGCUUUGGUCACUGGCCUUUAGAUGCCUCCUUCAGAGCGGUGUUGGAGACGUGGCUUAGCUACAUCCAGCCGUGGAGGUACACAGGAGAGAAUACCAAUCCUCAGACAGACCAGAACAAAGGUGUACCUGAGAAAUGGGGCUUGUUUGUUCAAGAGAACCUGCUCAUGUACACAAAGCUCUUUCAGGGCUUUCUCAACAGGGUGGUACGCAUAGACCUGGUCAACGUCAAAAAUGCACUAAUGGUCUUCAGGGUGGCCAAAGUCUUCGCUCAGCCAAACCUAUCAGAGAUGAUUCAGAAAGGAGAACAGCUGUUUCUGGAGCCGGAGCAUGUCCUCCACCAUCGGCAGCACCGGGUCUUCCUCACGCCAAGCCACGGUGGCAGCUUCCUGUCUGCCCGGCAGUCCGUGGUGACAGACGGGGUUUUCAGGGUGAAGAGCCACGUGUACGGCCUGGAGGGCCAGGACUGCCAGUACAAACAGAUGUUCGGCACAGAGCUGAGGGGCGCGGUCCUGAAGCUCAUUCAGAUCAUCGCCCAGGCGAGGCAGACAGCUAAGAGGAUAUCAGAUCACUCAGCUGAAGUGGCGGCCAAUAACUCCUUCAUGUCUUGGUUUGGAAUGGGCUCCCCCGACCUCAACUACACCUUCAAUGGAGGAGAGGUGGAUGACACUGGGGAAUGUGUCAAGAAGACCCACGAGUUCCUGGAGAGGUCACUGGACUACCUCUGUCAGAUAUUUCGUCUGAAUGCAGGGCAGCUUUCUCAGCUGAUGGCAACCCUGGGCUCUGGUCAGGACGAUGGGAACUUCAGGCAGCUACCAGACUGUGUUCAGGGUGAGAAUGGACUCAUCCUCACAGACCUGGGCCGAAUGCAGAUCAUCAAUGGACUGCGUAGAUUUGAGAUUGAGUACCAAGGAGACCCAGAGCUUCAGCCCAUCAGGAGCUAUGAGAAUGCUGUCCUGGUCAGACUGUUUUUCAAGAUCUCGUCCCUGGUGAAUGAGAGGUUCGGAGGUCACAUGGAAGUUCUGUGCUCGCGGCCGGACUUCCUGGGCCGGUUGGGACGACACUACCUGGCCAGCCCCGAGGUCAUGGCGGAUGGCAGGCAGAGGAGCCCAGAGACACGGCGAACAGCGGAGAGGAACAGACGGCCGCGGCUAAGUCUGCGCACACUGGCGAGCUACAGAACCCUACUGAUGCUUCUAUUUCUCUACCUGUUUGGGGUGCUGUUCUCAUUCGGCCCCAUAUCCAGCACACUGCUCAUCCUUACAGGCGGCUUUCUCUAUGGACUCUUCAUAACAAUGUUUGGAGAUAAACUCAAGUCCCAGUAGCAGGGUAAUUAAAAGGCUUUUUUUGCCACUUGCCUUUGCUUGGCCAUCUGAUAUAUUCAGUCCCUUUUUAUUCUUGUAAAUAAAUACAAGUGCAUUGCUUUUCAGAUUAAGUUUGCUAAAUCUUUUUUUAAGCAGUUUUACUGAUUGACAGUUGUAUGAUUUAAUAUUCUAACAAAAUAUUGAAUAUUUUUCAAUUGAACAUUGAAAGGAUGGUGGUGGUUAUCCUCAAACUACAAGAUUGGCCGGUGUAAUAAAAAGUUAAUGAGUCUUGCACUA
Oncorhynchus gorbuscha (pink salmon) is the source of this 5131-nucleotide messenger RNA. RefSeq names its product sphingomyelin phosphodiesterase 4 (gene smpd4). The record is from RefSeq and is a predicted model, not a curated record. Gene Ontology annotation, molecular function: sphingomyelin phosphodiesterase D activity. The transcript has 20 exons. NCBI's taxonomy places the organism in Eukaryota, Metazoa, Chordata, Actinopteri, Salmoniformes, Salmonidae. The coding region runs from base 2342 to 4855 and encodes 837 amino acids. Gene Ontology annotation, biological process: ceramide biosynthetic process; glycerophospholipid catabolic process; sphingomyelin catabolic process.